Molecule: messenger RNA, 300 nt
Organism: Globicephala melas (long-finned pilot whale)
Lineage: Eukaryota; Metazoa; Chordata; Mammalia; Artiodactyla; Delphinidae
Source: RefSeq, a predicted model, not a curated record
AUGAAGGUCUCUGCAGCACUUCUGUGUCUGCUGCUCACAGCAGCCAUCUUCAGCACCCAGGUGCUGGCUCAGCCAGAUUCAGCUUCUGUCCCAACUGUCUGCUGCUUUAAUAUGGCCAGAAGGAAGAUCUCCAUUCAGCGACUGCAGAGCUACAGAAGAAUCACCAACAGCAAAUGUCCCCAGAAAGCUGUGAUCUUCAGCACCAAGCAGGACAAGAAGAUCUGUGUUGAUCCGCAGGAGAAAUGGGUCCAGGAUGCCAUGAAGUACCUGGACCAAAAAGCCCAAACUUUAAAGCCAUAA